AUGGUCUCUGCCGUCCCAGUCGCGCAGCCUGCGCCCUGGGAAAAGGUCCCCGACUACGACCAACUCUUUGUCUUGAUUACAGGAGCAAACAGCGGGAUCGGCCUAGGCAUCGCACAGCGCCUCAUUGACGAGUUCCUAGCCACGCGAUCGCUGACGUCGCACCUGAUUCUCAUCCCCACGACGCGCAGUGCCAAAAAGUCUCUUGAAACGAUUCGCACACUGCGCGCCUACGCCACCGCCGCUGCGCAGAACCCCGUGUCCAUACUGCGCAGCCGCGCCGGCGGCUUGGGGUCAUACCGGUGGCAGGAUACCGUGGAGCGCAUACACAUCCUCUCUCUGUCGCUGGACCUCUGCGACCUCAAGGGUCUGUAUGCCUUCGCUGAUGCGCUGUGCAGCAACACAGUCAGCAACCCGGACGGCCUCGAGGGCGAGUACCUGAAGAAUGUUCGCGUCCCGAGGCUCGACAGCGUCGUGUACAAUGCAGCCUAUGGCGGAUGGGAAGGCGUCAACUGGGGAGGCGCCAUCAAGUCUUUUUUCACCAAGGGCCUUCUCGAGACCGCCACCUACCCCGAUUUCAAGAAUGCAUUGCCGACGUGUAUAUUGAACGAGCGACCGAAUUAUGGCUAUCCCGAGAAACCCCUACUCGGCGAAGUCUUUACCGCUUGUACAUUUGGGCACUACUGCCUCACGCAUAGACUGAAGCCUUUACUUACCCGCCAACAAGACUCUGUCCUUGCCCCCGGCCGGAUCAUCUGGUCCAGCAGUAUCGAGGCGCACCGCAAUACACUUGCGGCAGAUGAUAUACAGUGCUUCAAUCGACCUGCGGCGUACGAGUCGGCCAAACGCCUCACCGAUAUCCUGUGUCUCACUAGCACGCUGCCGCAUGUUCAGCCGCACGCGCAGAGUCUUCUUGGAGCAGGCCGUCGGCGUCCCAGGACACACUCGGACUCGGAAACAGAGGUCGAAGACGCCAGCGGCGAUGAAGUAGACGCAAAGGGCGCCGUCACGAUCGGCCCGAAAAUGUACGUUUCGCACCCUGGUAUUGUGGCUAGCACACUUUUUCCCCUGCCGGCCUUUUUGUUCUGGCUGUACGAGUUCGCGCUGGUGCUGUGCCGCUGGGCGGGCUCGCCGUGGCACACUGAGACGGGCUACCGCGGCGCGUACGCGCCCGUGUGGCUCACGAUGCAGGAGCAGGCGGCGCUGGACGAGCUCGACGCCGAGCGCAUCAAAUGGGGCAGCGCGUACGACCGCGCGGGCAACUCGUUUGUCAAGCCGACCGAGGUCGAGGACUGGGGCUGGACCGGCGAUGUGGAAGACCCGGCCGACGACGACACCACCGGAUCGCUCAACAAAAAGUGCGGCCGCCGAUACGGCGCGCAGAUUGCGACUAAGCAGCAGCUCCUGGAAUUCGAGGAGCUGGGCGCGGCGUGCUGGCAGGAGAUGGAGCGCACGCGGCGGCAGUGGGAGGAUAUUCUAGAGUUGUAG
Messenger RNA from Akanthomyces muscarius, 1485 nucleotides. RefSeq lists its product as uncharacterized. Gene Ontology annotation, cellular component: lipid droplet; mitochondrial outer membrane; endoplasmic reticulum membrane. NCBI's taxonomy places the organism in Eukaryota, Fungi, Ascomycota, Sordariomycetes, Hypocreales, Cordycipitaceae. Gene Ontology annotation, molecular function: 3-beta-hydroxysteroid 3-dehydrogenase (NADP+) activity. The record is from RefSeq and is a predicted model, not a curated record. Gene Ontology annotation, biological process: ergosterol biosynthetic process. The coding region runs from base 1 to 1485 and encodes 494 amino acids. The transcript has 3 exons.